Cyphellophora europaea CBS 101466 is the source of this 957-nucleotide messenger RNA. RefSeq lists its product as uncharacterized. NCBI's taxonomy places the organism in Eukaryota, Fungi, Ascomycota, Eurotiomycetes, Chaetothyriales, Cyphellophoraceae. Bases 1 to 957 code for a protein of 318 amino acids. The transcript has 4 exons. The record is from RefSeq and is a predicted model, not a curated record.
AUGGGGUCCGCUGGUUCCGAUACUUCACCUCAAGCUAAACGCAGGAAGAUGGACCUUCCGAUUCCGCAGCUGAGUACGAGUGAUGACCUUGUGAUAUGUGCAGCUUGUGGCGCGCAGUACGAGGUGACGGAGGACGAUCCGCGGCAGUUCGUGCCUUUCACGGGCCAGGUAUGGACAACUCUGGGAAAGAUGAAAGCAGCCAGGGAGGAAGAUGGGGCGGGGAACAAGUACAAGAACGUCUUCGAGCAGGUCAAGCUGGAUGAGAACUUCGGUAUCGGGCAGAGCGCUCGACUAAUCCAGACACCCCAUGGAAAUAUCUUGUGGGAUCUGGUUGCAUAUCUGGAUGAAGAGACGAUCGAGCGGAUUCAGGAGCUGGGAGGCAUCAAGAUGAUUGUCAUUUCUCAUCCGCACUUCUACACGACAUGGGCGGACUGGUCCUCCACCUUCAAGGUUCCAGUCUACACCACCGCUGCAGACUCAGUCUGGCUGAACCGACAAUCGCAUCCCACCGCCACACUCCGCAUGCUCUCUGAACCCGUCACUGAGCUGCAGCCGGGCGUUCAUUCCAUCAUCUGUGGCGGCCAUUUCCCCGGUUCGCAGGUAAUGCAUACUGCGCCGCCCAACACCGUGAUUCCCACCCUGUUCGCAGCCGAUGCGAUCUUUCCGGCUCCAUCAGCCCACAACCCCACUUCUGCCAAACCGGGCCAGAUCACAUACAUGUUCCUCUGGAGCAUCCCAAACAUGAUCCCCUUGAAGCCUGAUGAGAUUCUGAGGAUCUGGCGGGUGCUCAAAGUAUGGGACUUCAAAGCCACGUAUGGCGUGAUGGCCAAGUGGAGCAAUGUCUUCGAGAAAGACACUGAUCUCAAGCCCUUGAAAGAGAGGCUGUUGGAUAGCGCCAAGAUGGCGGUUCGGGCGAUGGGCUAUGCCGAGCACGAGAUAUUCCAGGAGACCGUCUGA